Messenger RNA from Cladophialophora immunda, 1514 nucleotides. RefSeq lists its product as uncharacterized. The transcript has a single exon. Lineage: Eukaryota; Fungi; Ascomycota; Eurotiomycetes; Chaetothyriales; Herpotrichiellaceae. The record is from RefSeq and is a predicted model, not a curated record. Gene Ontology annotation, molecular function: hydrolase activity, acting on carbon-nitrogen (but not peptide) bonds, in linear amides. The coding region runs from base 191 to 1303 and encodes 370 amino acids.
CAGAAAUAGACCAUUUGAGAUUCGGUGGCUGACGAGCAGAAGAGGUCCAAAUUGGCCCAUUAGACCUGUACCAGAACCCCCCCUCCCAUCUAAGGUUCGCGCGAACGCGAAACUCCUUUUUGUAUAUCUCCUGGUUGUAUUCGGGACACACAAUUCCCAAGCAAGUGACUGGACAAGGCCGCUCGCUGCCAUGGGUUCGAUCCAAGGCCCCAGUGCAGGGCAUACUGCAGAGUCGAGCCGCAAGGUCAUUGUGGCGGGAGCCCAGCUGGGACCAAUCAAUGUCGAUACUCCGCGGGAAGAGGGGAUGAAUCGAAUGCUCAAGUUGAUGGACGACGCGCACCAGAAACAUGCCAAGUUGAUCGUAUAUCCCGAAAUCGCGCCCGUGACAUUCUUCCCUCGCCACAUCCUCGAGGGAGAUGAGCUGGAACAAUACUUCGAGCAGGAGGUGGACGGGGACGCGACAAAGUUGCCCAACCUGAAACCCCUCUUUGACCGAGCUCGACAGUACAAGAUGGACAUGUACCUGGGGUAUGCCGAACACGCCACAGAGUCGAGCGAAGGCAACCAUGUCCAUUACAACACGGCCGUCUAUUACUCGGGCGCGGCGGACAAGGUCAUUUCCAAGUACCGCAAAGUCCACCUCCCCGGCACAUUCGAGCCCUAUGAGCGGAAAGACGCGACCAACCAGCUGGAGAAGAGAUACUUCCUCCCAGGCAACUUGGGCUUCGAGGCGUUCCGGGCGCCAGGCUUGGUCCCUGGUGCGGUGAACCAGAAGUCGGGGGCCAAGGCCAACGCGCCUGACAGUCUGGGCAAAGGCGACCCCAUCAUCGGCAUGCUCAUCUGCAACGACCGCCGCUGGCCCGAGUCGUGGAGGCCGUACGGCCUGCAGGGCGCGGAGCUCGUUUUGUGUGGCUAUAACACGACCGCCUGGGCGCCGGAGCUGAUUGGGACGAACGAGAAGACGUCGACGCCGGAAAAGGCCAAGGCCGAGGCGCUGUUCCACAACAAGCUGUGCAUCACGUACAACAGCUACGCCAACGCCUGCUUCAGCAUCAACGUGGCCAAAUGCGGCGUGGAGGACGGCAAGUACCCGUUGAUCGGCGGGAGUUGCAUCGUCGACUGCGACGGCGAGGUGGUGGUCGAGGCGCAGACCGAGGACGACGAGCUCAUCGUGGCCGAGAUCGAUCUGGGCAUGUGCCGGCGAGGCAAGGAGAAGGUGUUUGCCUUUGAGCGCCACCGCAGGACCGAGCAUUACGGGCGCAUCGUGGGACAGACGGGAGUCGUUGAACCGGACCUGUUGUGAGCCUUGGAGGGAAGCAGACAUUGAAGCAGGUGAGAUGCGAAUGAUCGGGCUGAGGGCUUUGAGAAUAUGCGUCGAGGGUUGGGUUGAGGUGAUGUCCAUGUCCCUGUGAGGGUCAACAUGAUGCCCAGUAAAGUUCCAUACAGCCUAAACUUUUGGGUAGCCAUCUUUGCCGCCAAAGCAAAGCAAUGCACAAAAUAUCGUCUUCAAACAU